CACAGUGAUCAUCACGAUGAUGUAUUUCGCUGGAGUUAUUUUUCUUGUCGCUAUUGUUUUUCCCCAGAACAAUGCUUUCGAAAUUGAGAAUCGAAUUGUUGGAGGCAAUACAGCAAGUAUUGAAAACUCAAACUACCAAGUAUCGAUUCGUGAAAAUGGUCAACAUACAUGUGGCGGUGCAAUAUUAGAUGCCAAUACUAUUUUAACUGCUGCCCAUUGUACCGAAGGAGUUAAGGCUGCAAUAUUAUCAGUUAGUAAUGGAGCAACAAUUGCAAAUAAUGGAAUUAUACAUAAAGUAUCGAAAAUUAUCCAACAUCCCAAUUAUAAUGGUAAAACUACUGAAAAUGAUAUUUGUUUGCUGAAGAUUACGCCACCAAUUAUAUUCACAAAUAAAAGUCGACCUAUUAAAUGUGCAACAAAACGUUUAGAACCUGGUACAAAUGUCAAAAUGACUGGAUGGGGUAAAAUGUCGGAAAAUGACAAAGAAACUGAUUUGGGAAAAAAAUCUUUACGAUAUGUUAUUGUUCAAGUUAUUAAUCAAACUGUGUGUAGUGAUCAAUAUAAGAAUUUAGGACUUGAAAUUGGUAGUAAAAGAAUGUGUGCUUCUGCUUUGGGUAAGGAUAGCUGUCAAGGUGAUUCUGGAGGUCCACUAGUAACGGGAACGGGUGCUGAUAGACGUGUUGUUGGAGUUUGUUCAGUUGGCUAUGGAUGUGCAAAUAAAAAAUAUGCUGGUGUUUAUACAUUUGUUCCAGCAUUUUUUGAUGAUUUUAUUAAAAAAUAUUUGUAAAAAGUUAUUUUCUCGAGUUUGUUUUACGUUUAUAGAAAAAUUAAGUUUUUU
Episyrphus balteatus (marmalade hoverfly) is the source of this 838-nucleotide messenger RNA. Its product is annotated as trypsin alpha-like. Bases 17 to 787 code for a protein of 256 amino acids. The transcript has a single exon. The record is from RefSeq and is a predicted model, not a curated record. Gene Ontology annotation, molecular function: serine-type endopeptidase activity. Gene Ontology annotation, biological process: proteolysis. Lineage: Eukaryota; Metazoa; Arthropoda; Insecta; Diptera; Syrphidae.